AAUCGGCGGUCAGCCCAUUCUUCGUCGGCGCGCGAUCUUGGCUGGAAUCCCUGAGUGCAAUGGCGGACGAUCUUGUCGAGAUCAGUGGCGUGAAGAGUGGAGACGAUUUCGUUCAGGGAAAGAAGGGAUUAGAUUUGGGAAGAGUGGAGUCGUAAUUGUAAUCCAUGAAAGAAGGCCUCGCUCGAUCUAGGGUUUUCGUUUUUUUUUUGGGCUGAUUAGUGGUCUUUUUGUGAAGCAGGUUCUUGGGUAGGUGAAAUGAUCCGCGCUAUACAGAAGAUCGAUGCUGAGAGAAAAGUGUUGAUGGAUGAGUUGUUUGCCGUUGACAUCAGACUCGAGGAGAAGAAGAACGCAUGGGCCGAUGAAUCAGAAAUCGAAGCCCUGGAGGCUGACUUCGAGGAGAUAAUCCAGGUUAUCCUCUCCAAACUGAAAAGCUUGGAAAAAAUCACUGAUGAAUACGAGACCAGUUUCGGUAGGAAGCUUGAGGCUCUCAAAAAGGAAUUUGAAGCUUUGUUAGAAAAGGCGGACCUUUAAGGAGUCCUUGUUGCGCUAGGGUUACUGUUCGCUUUUUCUGGUUUGUUUGUUCUUGGAUGGAUGAUUUUCAUCGAUUCCAGCAACAGAGAGGGGGGCUGCACAGGGUUGUUUCUGUGCGGAUUUCCGUUCUUCUUUCUCUCUCCCUCUCUCGUUUUGCUUCGGUUAAUUUUUUUUAAACGUUUGGUUGGUCGUUUUAUUAGUACGAAACACGGUGUACAGAAUUACAAUAACACUGAAAGGAAACAGUGGGAUAACAAAGGCCCGAAGCCAAAUAACCCAAACCCGGUCCAAACAAAUGGACAAGCCCACCCUAGCAACCAUAACCCAGCGGCCCAAUCAUCACAAGAAGAAGGCUGCCAACAGCAUUCCCCUUCACCGAUCCACCGCCACCUUCAACCUUUGCCACACAUGGUCCUUGGCCGGAAAAACGUUGGAGGAAGCUGAGUCACUACUCCGAACACCGAUGACUCCAUAGAAAGACGGUGAACGGCCAGAAGAAGAAAACCGCAGAGCCGCCGAGGAGAACCGUACCCAGAACGGGAUCCGAGAUCCACCUGCAAACUCGAGAAACAAUCCCGACCACGGACAGAAGAAUGAUGACAGAAUCGCCACCGAUCAGAGCAAAUCGGCAGAAAACCAACUUCAAAGAUAAUUUCCCUGCUCACAAGCUCUCUGAAAAAACAUCCAAGACAACAACGGUCCAUACAUCUCCGAUUCAUCCCCAUUUAUGGAUGGAUCUUGUGGAGGUAGAUGAUAGACCAGAGAGGAGCAAGCGAAUCGACAAAUCGGCCCCCUCAAACACCUACCAUGGGAACAUCCAUAUAGAUCUGAAAAACAGACAUAUAGGGAGCAAAAGUAUCUCAUUGAGAGAUAAGAUAAUCAUCACCACUGGGAUGGAAGAGGUGCCGAAAGGAAAAAAAAUAUCCCCAAAAGGGGAAGGAAGGAAAAUGACAGAGCCAAGGGGAAAGAGACCGAAAACCAAAAUGCAGAAAAGGGAAAAGGAACCUAACUAGAAACAAACGAAAAAGCACAAAAGGAAAGGCCCGCCCCCGGUCGCCGGAAUCGGCGCCGGUGACAGCCCCGGGAAAACUUGCAUGACAAGAACCCUAGAGGCUAGAGAGAAGGCAGAGAAAUUUGAAAAAGGGGAGAGAAGCGUAUCUCUAUCUUUGUUACCUACUACUGUCAUCCAUCAUUCGCUUCAGUGAUUUUAUGUAAAGCACUUUUGUAGUCUUCACGAUAACUCCUCCGUGAAUCUGUCUCGCUUUAGGCCAAGAUUGUUAAAUCCUUAUUGAACCCCCGAUUGGACUCAGUCUGACCAUAGUCGUGUUUCAAACGGCCUCCGGAAAGCCCUCCGGUCUGACCCCUAAAGAGUGAGAAGAAGAGAAGGGGAAGAGAGGAAGAGAAACGAAGGAACGAGAUUUGAGUUUAUGUCAUAUUUCAGGGCUUAGCGUUGGCAUCGAGACGAAGGAACGAGAUUUGGGUCGAAAGGAGCAAGUGAGGUUUGAAGUGUGUUGGAGAACAAAAAUACCCGGCCGGGUAUUAUUUGGCGAUGACCGGGGACUGAAGCUUUGGGCGUCUUUGAGAAACAGAAGGGGGCCCGGGCAGGAGGCAAAAAUCCCCGGUCGGGGAUUCUUGGCCAUGAUCGGGGAUUUUCCCCUGUCACCCGACGGUGCGUUUUGCACAUACCGGGUCGCCACCCAAAAUACCCGACCGGGUAUUUAGGCCGGGGAUUGCGACAAACAGCUUCUUAAGGGGAAAGAAGGCUAAAAAUCAAGGGUUCCGAGUUUU
Messenger RNA from Linum trigynum, 2319 nucleotides. NCBI's taxonomy places the organism in Eukaryota, Viridiplantae, Streptophyta, Magnoliopsida, Malpighiales, Linaceae. The record is from the annotation of a GenBank genome assembly.